Molecule: messenger RNA, 1787 nt
Organism: Drosophila nasuta
Lineage: Eukaryota; Metazoa; Arthropoda; Insecta; Diptera; Drosophilidae
Product: elastase-1
Exons: 5
Coding region: 99-983 (294 amino acids)
Biological process (GO): proteolysis
Molecular function (GO): serine-type endopeptidase activity
Source: RefSeq, a predicted model, not a curated record
GUGAGAGCGCUUACGCUUAUUUGUGUAUUAUCAUAAUUCAUGACUGAAAAUGAUGACGGUCGUAGUUAAGUCUUUAGUCUCUUGUACCAAUUGCCAGCAUGAAGGCUGGUUCGCAUUCCAAUCGAAAAUGUGGUAUCCUAAUUAUCAUUGCAGCAGUUGCAGCAAUAAAUCUUUUUGAUUCGCAAAAAUGUCACGCUGUACCCAUUGUUGGCGGUCGAAUUGUUGCCAGCGAGGGCAGCAGCAUCUCCAAGUAUCCGUAUAUGGUGUCGUUGCAAGAUGCGCACUACGCAUAUGGCAACAAUAGAAAUGCGAGUCUAAAAUGGAUUUAUCAGCACUUUUGUGGUGGAAGUUUAAUAAGUGAACGCUGGAUACUAAGUGCUGCUCACUGCGUAUGGAGAAAAAACAUUCAUCAGAUUGUGGCCUUUAUUGGAUACGAGAACAUUGAAAAUGUGCAUGAUCUUGAACCGUAUGGCGUGGAAAGAACUGAGUAUAUUUACUUUCAACCUUCAAACUACCGCAACGAUAUUGCGUUACUCCAAUUGGAUCGUGAAUUUAAAAGCCAACUCAGCAGCAAUUUGCAAUACGCUCAGCUGCCGCCACAGGGCAUGAAACCGCACAGCAAUGAAUCGUGUCGCAUUAUUGGCUAUGGCGCCACACGGCAUGCAGGACCCUCACAAAAGCAGCUCUUCGAGGCCGAGGUGCGUGUCAUUGGCCAUCAGCAGUGUCGCGACAUUAUUGGCCACAUUUGGGCUCCCAAGAAUGGCGGCAAUACGGUUUGUGCGCUGGGCAACAAUCAGGACUCGUGCCAAGGGGAUUCGGGUGGACCGUUGAUAUGUCGGUAUGGUGAUGGCGGAGGUGAAUAUAUCUAUGGUCUGGUAUCGCAUGGUCUGACCUGUGGCAUCAAGGGAAUGCCCAGCAUCUAUACGGUGACGCGACCCUAUUACGAUUGGGUUCAGCUGUUGGUGCAAAAGACCUGGACAUGAUGAUAAUGUAUGUAUAAAUGUAUGUAUAAUUUAUUUAUUAUACGUUAUCUCAAACAGAAAACAUUACACGAAUAUAAUAAUGUAUAUGCUACGACAAUGCAAGGAUUAUUAAAAAAUAAUAACAACAAGACAGAUACAAAUAUGGAGAAACUUAGGUCUAGAGUACUGGUAGAUAAAUUACAAAUUACGCGGGGUCGAUGACGCUUCAAUUAAACUAACUUACAACUUAAGUGGAACCAUUUGUGUGUCGCGGUUCGAUCUUACUGCUUUUCAGCCUUCACUUCGGUCGAUGAGGAGGCGGAAUCCUCCACCUUGUCCGACAAUUUCCCAGUGCCCGUCUCGGGCAGCGUGAGUGUUAGCAGACCUGCUACUAAAACGCAGCAGCCACAAAUCGUUGUUGGAAUGUACCAGCCCAAGGCACCCAGCACAUCGACGACAUACGGCGCCGAUAUCGAACCUACAUGCGCCCACGUCGAACAAGUUCCCAAUGCCGAGUUACGUAUCUCCGUGGGAUACAGUUCAGCGGUGUAGAGCGUGACCACCGAGUAAGUGGCACUGAUGCCAAAGCGUCCCAGCAGCGCAAAUAUCACAAUCCACGUGGUGUUGCCAGCGGGCACAGCGAGCACCAGGAGCAACGAGACUCCAGUCCACAUGAAAAGGAACAUCGUGGUGAUGCGACGUCCAGUGAAGCGCAGCAUAAACACGGGCACCAGAUACGAAGGAAUAUCCACCAAGCCGGUGGCUAUAAUAAACAGAUAGCGACUCACUUUCAUGUUGUCCGCAUUCAAAGCUAAAAAGAGGAAA